This is a messenger RNA of Penicillium longicatenatum, 2688 nucleotides long. RefSeq names its product origin recognition complex subunit 1. The coding region runs from base 1 to 2688 and encodes 895 amino acids. Gene Ontology annotation, biological process: DNA replication initiation; mitotic DNA replication checkpoint signaling. Lineage: Eukaryota; Fungi; Ascomycota; Eurotiomycetes; Eurotiales; Aspergillaceae. Gene Ontology annotation, cellular component: nuclear origin of replication recognition complex. Gene Ontology annotation, molecular function: chromatin binding; DNA replication origin binding; ATP binding. The record is from RefSeq and is a predicted model, not a curated record. The transcript has 6 exons.
AUGAAGAAUGAUGCUGAGGCACCUGUCUGCCCCUCUGCCCUCACUCGAUACUUCAUCGAGGGAAAAGCCGGUCGCCUUCAGCUCCCUGCAUAUGAAUUGAAUCCCCUGGGAGAGGUUAUCAUUAUCCCUGGUGAAAUGUUCUGUCGGGUACCUAGCUGCUCGAAGGGCACGAACGCCAUGAUCGGACCUAGUUCUAUCAGAAAGCACCUAGCAGAAUGGCACGACCUGGUUUGUGAGCCUAGCACUAUAGGCAGGCCGACCAAAGAGGAGAAGAAUGCACGAAUGAAGUGGUUUGCAGCACUUCCAUCCGUGGAAGAAGAGGAACAUGUGGAGGAGGCCCUUGCCACGGAAUUGACCACCCUGCUAAUUCUAGCAAUGGCUACCGACUUGGAUCAUUCAAGCGAUGCGGAGCCGCAGAUCCGCACAAACGCUCGCCAACGGGCCCAGCAAUGGAUGACCAAGGGCGGCUUGGUCCGUGAAGACUCGGACGAUGAAUUGGGCGACGAGGACCAUCCAUGGGAUUGGAUAUAUGCCGACAAGGAAGCUGAGACGGAGGAAGUCAACAACACAAGCCCCGAAAAAUCCAACCGACGACGAUCCUCCCGCCCGGCCAGGAAGAAGCGUGCAAUUGUCGGAGCUCGCAUGGGAUCAUUCGAAUGCAGGAUCGGCCAAAUCGUGCUAUUGAAGUCGCCGGAGGCUGGCAAGGAUUGGGUGGGAAUUAUAAUGGAGUUUUUGGAGGAGGAUGAUGAAGAUGGAGAAGAUGAGAAGAUCAAGUCGGCUAGCAUUAUGUGGUUCGCUUCUCCGGACGAGUUUCUGUCUACAAGGAAUAAGCGCAGAGCCGAUGCGCUGCCCAACGAGCAGUAUCUGACUCAGGACUUUAACACAAACCCUCUCUACUCCAUCAGUGGCAAGGCCACGGUUAUGUCGAAGGACGCUUUCUUUGCGAAGUACCCCAAUGGGGAACCUCCCAAGGACAAAGCCCAGUUGGCGGAAUACAACAAGUUGUACCGGGAAGACAAUGUCUUUGAGCUCAUCACUAUGGUUAAGGACGGGUUGAAAGCAGCCAGAAAGCGCAAGGCCGCUGAUUCCGAUUAUGUCGAGACCAAGGACGAGAACGCAGAACCCGCAACUCCGAGGAAAAAGCAGCGCGUGGCCUCCAGUGCGACACCUAAGUCCCAGCGGAAGAAGCCACUGACUACGCCCACACAUAAAAGGAUUGUAGUCAAGAAGCCUCUUGAAUUUACGCCACUGGGCACCCGUGUCCUCUCACAAGAUCAUUUCGCCUCACCAUAUCGUCAAGCCCGUACCUUGCUCCAUGUCUCCACGGUCCCGGAAUCGCUACCAUGCCGAAAGAACGAAUUCAACGAAGUCUACAACCAUCUCAGUGCGGCUAUUAUGGAGGGGACGGGAGCCUGUAUCUAUAUUUCAGGUACUCCGGGUACAGGAAAAACAGCUACAGUCCGAGAAGUAGUAGCACAGCUGAACAGUGCCGUGGAAGCCGAGGAAAUGGACGAUUUCAUCUUCUGCGAAAUUAACGGCAUGAAAAUCACAGACCCACACCAAGCAUAUUCAAUGCUAUGGAAAGAAUUGAAAGGAGACAGGGUAUCGCCUUCUCAUGCGCUGGAUCUGCUCGAACAGGAAUUCUCCCACCCUUCACCACGCCGAGUGUCUUGCGUCGUGCUGAUGGAUGAGUUGGACCAGCUGGUCACCAAAAACCAAUCUGUCAUGUACAAUUUCUUUAACUGGCCAGCUCUCCGCCACUCUCGACUCAUUGUCCUAGCCGUGGCCAACACCAUGGAUCUUCCCGAGCGAACACUGAGCAACAAGAUUUCCAGUCGUCUCGGUCUUACCCGUAUCACAUUCCCAGGAUACAAACACACCGACCUAAUGGAGAUCAUCGGCACACGACUCGCAAAUGUACCAGGUAACAUCGUCGAACCGGACGCUGUCCAAUUUGCCAGUCGAAAAGUCGCCGCCGUCAGCGGUGAUGCCCGUCGCGCACUAGACAUCUGUCGUCGUGCCGUCGAAAUCGCCGAACAAGAAGCCGAAGCGGCCGCUGCUGCGGACUCGAUCAUCCCAGAAGAAGAUGAAGAAGAUGUACCUCCAACACCCAGCAAGACACCCGCUCGACGCAACAAGUCCCUCGCGGCAGAAUCAGCCAAUUCCCCCGCGUUGAAACCUAAGCCCGGUAAGGGAAAACCCGGCCGUGUCACAAUUGCUACUAUCAAACAAGCUAUCCAAGAAGCAACCUCAACACCACUCCAACAAUCCCUCCGCUGUCUCCCCCUCUCAGGCAAACUUUUCCUAGCAGCACUACUCGCCCGCGUUCACCGCACCGGUAUCACCGAGUCAACAUUCGGUGAUGUCCUCGAUGAAGCACGCCGCAUCGCCGACGCAUCUGUCGCUGUUGCUGGUGCGGCAGGUAUGGGCGUGAAGGAUUUCCUGCUUGGUGGGGGUCCUACUGCUCGAGUGCGUGCGUUGGGUUUCGCGGCUAUGGAGUUGAUGAAUGCGGGUAUCCUGGCUUUGGAACAGGGUACUGGUUCGAAGAAUUUGCUUGGUGGUUCUACGAUCCCAACUCGUGGUGAACGAACGAGUAAAGUUCGGCUGCGGGUUGCAGCGGAGGAUGUACGAUCUGCGUUCCGUGAGGAUAUUGAGGCUAAGGGUUUUGGAUUGGGGAUUGACGUGUAA